CAGUAAUUUGUAGAAAACACUCCAACUAGUUUCUUUAGUAAAAUUUGAAAAUUACAUGAGAUUCACUUUACGGUAGUAGUCUCAAUACCAAAUCACCACGUCGAACGUGUACAGUUAAAAUCUAUAGAUCGUUAGUUAACAACGUCCGCCCUGUAGAUAACCUCAUUUACCUUCCGAUUAUGGGUAUUCGGAAUGUACGUGUAGAAAUCAACGUUCAGUGCGUAAUCGUUUGUUGACCUAGCAAUAUCUUGUUGCGAUCAAAAUGAGUGCGCGGAACGUCGUCAGCGACGAAAACAUCCACACCUGGCUCCAAAACGCGUUGGAAAACGAACUUGUCCAAGACAUAAACUUCCUGAUAUGCGACCGGAACAAACCCGGAGACGGUUACGUCAGCGAUAUAGUCUACAUUGACGUAGACGCGACGAAAUAUAACGGCGAACCCUGUCAGUACCGCCUCGCUACAAAAGUGUCCAAGGAACAAAAAGGAAUCUUUAAGGAUUUCGUAGAAGGGAGCAACUUGUUCCAAAGAGAAGCCUGCAUCUACACCAAACUAGUUCCGAAAUACCAGAAGUUGCUUUUGGCUCAUCAACUCCAUCCGAUAGACUUCAUGCCCAAAUGCUACUGGACCAAGACCGGCGAUGACUACGACGUAUUGGUGUUCGAUAACCUUAAGAAAGCAGGAUACAGGCUCCACCAAAGUGACAUCCCCAUGGACGAUCGCCACAUCAAGCUAGUUCUGAGAGCUUACGCGAGAUGGCACGCGUUGUCGUUCGCUUUAAGGGAGCAUCACGGUGAAGAGUUCAAAGCUGUCGUCGACGAGCUGGCCGGAUACGAGAAGAAAAUUGAGAACAAACCAAUCAAUAUGGAAAAAUUCAAGGAAGUUUUCGGGAAAAUUUUUGAUGAGCGCUAUCAAAUCCUUGAGACGCAUGGGGAGCACGAGCUACUGGAAAGAUACAAGGAGAAGAUGAAGGACAGGGUUCCUGGAAAGUGGAAUGAAUCUGCGCCAUGCGAGGAAGAGUGCGUUAUCACUCAUGGCGACUGCUGGAAUAACAAUUUUUUAUUUUUUUAUGAGGAAAACCUAAUUCCGUCAAAAGUGUGCCUCCUGGAUUUCCAGAUAUCCAAGUUGCAUUCGCCGGCUAGAGAUAUUAGCUAUUUUAUAUACUCCACUUGCUCGGAAACCGAAUUGAAACGCUUCAAAGAAUACAUCCAGUUUUAUUACGGUGCAUUUGCUCGAGACCUAAAAGCGUUGGGGUGCGAUCCCGAGCUCUUAUUUCCUUUUUCGAAGCUCGUGGACCAUUGGAGACAGUACUCUUUCGAUGGGUUUCAAACAGGAGUGGGGAUAUUGAAACUAUGCUUGUCGGAUGACAAAGGUGUAGGCGACGAUGGUUCCGUCGAUUCGUUUGAUUGGAAAAUCGAAAAAAAUAAGCACCAAUAUGAAGCACGGCUUAUCGCGUGUAUUAGACACUGCGUGGAAUAUCAGUUGGAGUGACGCGAGUUUAUAUUUUUAUCUCACUCUGUAUCGACGAGCCAGUGAUUCAGUUGAAUUAGUCGUAAAUUUGCCGCGAUAAACAUUUUUCCGUCGGUACUGCAAUUAUUUAAUUCACCAGUCCAAAUGUCAAACUUACUGAAUUAAUAAAGUUACAUGUUUUUUUCGAGAUCCACUUAUCUGCAGUGUAUUUUAGUCGGUACCAACUGAGUUUGGUUGGACUAACUAAAAAUAUUUUUGAUCUGCUUCAUAGACCGCGUCCAAUUUUCGACUCUUUUGCGGAAUAUCUUACUUAUCUAGAUAGAACGAUAGCAAAAACAAAAUUUCCCCCUGAAUCUUCUCUCAACCCAACAUAACCUCACUAUUUACGAUUUUGACAUUUUUAACGUAAUAUACUAGCGCUAGUCUAUUAAUCGCAUUCAUAAAUAAUUAUAUAACGGAGAUUUGUUGGCCUAACCUUUGUAUUUAUUUUUUUUAAUGACGUUUUAUGCAAAUAAAAGAUAAACGAGGCGAUAUAUAUCUGUAGCUUAACUUACCCAAUUUAACCUGAAAAUUUUCAAAAAAAGUUCAUUAUCAGUGAUGACUUGUAAUAAGUUUGACAUUGCCUGAAAAAUAAAAUGAAUGUAAAGUAAUUUAAAAAGAACUAAGAAAUUUUCUUGCCGCCACACAUUCGUAUCGCGUUUUUUUAUACGCCAGGGCCAAGCCAGUGAUCAAUUUUGAACUUUUACAAAUAUAGUAAGACCCAAAAACUGUUUAAUGGACAUGAAUAUAUUUAUUCUGAAAUGUCACAUUAAUAUUUAAUGGCAGACUGUGGAAAUCUUUGAUUUUCAAAAAAACAUACAUAUUUUUAAAAAAAUUCGUUAGAAAAUAAUAUUUUCAAUUAACAACAAAUUUACAAAAAAAAAAAAAUUGCAACUAAUUUUAGUGCAACUUGCUCCGAUAUAUAAGGUAUAACUAUUACUCAUAAUUCGAUUACCUCAAUCAAAGGUUACGCGAAUAUAUAAUGUUCUCAUGUUUUUCUUCCAUUUUCUACAACACCGUAUAUAAGCGACCUAUGGCCUUGAUUAGAUUGCGCUAAGCAUAUCAAUCUCUGAUUAGUUAAGUGACACAAACGUGAAUUUUCUCAAUUAAAUAGUUAGCGCAUUGC
This is a messenger RNA of Cylas formicarius (sweet potato weevil), 2633 nucleotides long. RefSeq lists its product as uncharacterized. Bases 263 to 1489 code for a protein of 408 amino acids. NCBI's taxonomy places the organism in Eukaryota, Metazoa, Arthropoda, Insecta, Coleoptera, Brentidae. The transcript has 2 exons. The record is from RefSeq and is a predicted model, not a curated record.